Messenger RNA from Gossypium raimondii (Peruvian cotton), 843 nucleotides. RefSeq names its product vacuolar protein sorting-associated protein 35B-like. The record is from RefSeq and is a predicted model, not a curated record. Bases 1 to 465 code for a protein of 154 amino acids. Gene Ontology annotation, biological process: retrograde transport, endosome to Golgi; intracellular protein transport. Gene Ontology annotation, cellular component: late endosome; retromer, cargo-selective complex; retromer complex. NCBI's taxonomy places the organism in Eukaryota, Viridiplantae, Streptophyta, Magnoliopsida, Malvales, Malvaceae. The transcript has 7 exons.
AUGCAGCAUGUUGAAUUGUCGGCUAGAAGAGAUGUAUUGAAGAUCUUCAAUGAAGUCAUUGAUGCUACAGGAAACCUGGGACAACUUUGUAAGAUCAUUGAGUCCCUUCCAGCUGUUCCAUCCCCUGAACUUGCAUUAAGGUUGUACCUGCAAUGUGCUGAGGCAGCUAAUGGCUGUGAUAUUGAGCAUGUUAUGUAUGAAUUUUUCACACAAGCGCUUUUAUUAUAUGAAGAAGAAAUUGCGGACUCUAAAGCCCAAGUGACUGCAAUUCAUCUGGUAAUUGGGACUCUCCAGAGGAUGAAUGUAUUUGGUGUUGAGAACAGAGAUACUUUGACACACAAAGCCACAGGAUAUUCAGGUCGGCUAUUGAAGAAGGCUGAUCAGUGCAGAGCUCUUUAUGCAUGUUCCCAUCUAUUUUGGGUUGAUGAUCAGGAUGGCAUAAAGGACGGGGAGAGGGUCCUCUAACAAUAAGCAAAUCACCAGUUCUGCAAUCCAAGGGCUGAUAGAAUUAAUUAAUACUGAGAUGCAAAGUGAUUCCACAAACCCUGAUAGUGUGGCGGAUGCUUUGCUUGCCAGCACCUUGCGUUACAUUCAGUUCCAAAAACAACAAGGCGGUGUAGUGGGUGAGAAAUUCGAUUCCGUUAAACUGUAAAUUGUUGAGUCAAGUAAAGAAGUAAUGCAUGGCAGUUAGAGAUGUAAAUAGGCGUUUAUUCUGGAUUUGGAUUUCAUAUUUGCUUGAUUAUAUCUUUUAUUAAACUGUAAAUUAUUGAGUCAUGUAAAUUGUAUUAUAUCUUUUAUUACCGAGAUUUACUUGAUUAAGAAAAUGCAUUGUAUUUUUUAUUA